This is a messenger RNA of Acaromyces ingoldii, 2277 nucleotides long. RefSeq names its product P-loop containing nucleoside triphosphate hydrolase protein. Gene Ontology annotation, cellular component: intracellular anatomical structure; catalytic step 2 spliceosome. The transcript is spliced from 6 exons. Lineage: Eukaryota; Fungi; Basidiomycota; Exobasidiomycetes; Exobasidiales; Cryptobasidiaceae. The record is from RefSeq and is a predicted model, not a curated record. Bases 154 to 2220 code for a protein of 688 amino acids. Gene Ontology annotation, molecular function: RNA binding; ATP binding.
GACCCAUCGGACGCCGAUCAACGCUGAAACGUCACGUGUCAAGAAGGCUUCCCAGCCGGCGGAGGCAACUACGACGACAGUAACGACAGCGACAACGGACAGUGCUGAUCAAGGCGUGGCGCGAGAGGUGGAAGAGCGGGGUCUUGGAGGCUGAUGGCGCAAUUCUGGAAGCCAGGUACCGCGCGGCCAGGAUCCACCCUCGAUCGGGCGACGGAGAGCGAGGCGGUCAUCCAGGCAGGGCCAUCUCGAGACCAGUCUGGCGGCAUACAGGGGCAACGGUCUCGGCUGCCAAUAGCCAAGCAGCGCGAUGCCAUUCUUCACAUGGUUGAAGAGUACCCCGUCGUCGUCGUUGUGGGCCAGACCGGGUGCGGCAAGACAACCCAGAUUCCGCAGUAUCUUUUUGAGUCGGGCUGGGCCUCGGGCGCAAGGCAAAUUGCUGUGACGCAACCGAGGAGGAUCAGUGCUGUCAGCGUCGCAUCGAGGGUCGCAGCCGAGGCCGGGUGCGUGCUUGGCGACGAGGUUGGCUACACGAUUCGGUUCGAGGACCUUUCCCACCCGACACGGACGAGAAUUCGGUACUGCACCGAUGGUAUGCUGUUUCGCGAGUGCAUGCGUGAUCCUCUCCUGAGUCGGUACAGUGUCGUAAUGGUGGAUGAGGCCCACGAAAGGGGGGCGUACACGGACAUGCUCCUGGGUCUCUUGAAAAAAAUCCGCAAAAAGAGGCCGGAGCUUCGAAUCAUCAUCUCGUCGGCGACUAUCGAUGCCCAGGCUUUUGUCUCAUUCUUUGCUGCCGAUAGUCCGGAGGGAGAGGCGGCGAUCAUCUCGCUCGAAGGCAGGGCUUUUCCUGUGGAGGUGGCCUAUGCCGCCAACGCUCCGUCCGACUAUGUCGAGGCUGCCGUCGAUGCAAUCUGGUCUGUUCACUUGAGGGAACCGCAAGGGGACAUCUUGGCCUUUCUCACCGGCCGGGAAGAGAUCGACCGCUGCUUGCAGGCCCUCGCUGAUCGCCAGAUCAACAUGCCCACUGGCUCUUUGCCUCUUUUGCUGCAGCCGCUGCACGCAGGCUUGACGCCCGAGGAACAGUCUGCCAUUUUUGAGCCCGCCCCUCGAGGCCACAGGAAAUGCGUCGUGGCCACCAAUAUUGCAGAAGCCAGCGUCACAAUUGAUGGCAUCCGGUACGUCAUUGACUGCGGCUUCGUCAAGGUUCGCCUCUUCAAUCCAUCUACGGGCAUGGACAUUCUUGCUGUCGUGCCCACGUCGAAGGCGUCGUCUACCCAGAGAGCCGGUCGGGCAGGCAGGACAGCGCCUGGAAAGUGCUUCCGCCUCUACACAGAAGCAGCAUUCCAAAGGCUCCCUGCAACGACACCGCCGGAGCUUUCCAGGUCGGACAUGUCGAUGCAGGUGCUGCAACUUAAAGCCCUGGGCAUCGACAAUCUGGCCAAAUUUGACUAUCUGCCCCCCGCCCCUCCCAGUGAUCUCCUUGCACAAGCACUCGAAUUUCUGGCCAGCCUAGGCGCGCUCGACGAUUACGGCCGCCUGACCAAGCCGCUUGGAGAGCAAAUGGCUGAGAUGCCCGUCGAUCCGAUGAUGGCCAAGAUUCUCCUUGAGUCUGUCACCUUCAAAUGUGGACACGAGAUCCUCAGCAUUGCCGCCAUGACGUCGGUCUCGACCCCCUUUCUCAUCCCGGAUGAAGGCAAGUCGAAAGCGGGAGCCGAAGGCGAGCUCGAGCGACGCAAGUUCACGGCAGAGGAAGGAGACCACCUCACGCUCCUCAAUGUGUACAACGCCUUUAUCAAUCCCCGGGUGGGAAGACAGAGCGCGAGGUGGUGUGCUCAGCAUCGUUUGAAUUUCAGAGCGCUGAGCCGAGCAAUCAGCAUUCGAGGGCAGCUGGAAAAGUACAUGAGGAGGUUCAGCCUUCCCAUCGUUAGCUGUGAGGGAGACGCCGUACGAUUGCGGAAGUGCCUGACGAGCGGCUACUUCAAGAACGCCGCAAAGAUGUCGUUUGAUGGGAGCUACCGGAGCGUGCGCGAGAAUGCCGAGCUCUACGUUCACCCAUCGUCAGUCUUGUUCAACCGAUCGCCCAGCACGAAGUGGGUAAUCUUUCACGAGGUCGUCGAGACGCAGAAGCGCUUCAUGCGCGAUCUCACCGUCAUUGAAGAAGAGUGGCUGCCCGAAUUGGCACCGCACUUCUACGAGCGCAGGACCAAGCUGUCUGGUCCGUAGCUUGAGAUGUAUUUUUAGCAAUAUUCAGCGUCUUGUCCAAAAAGUCAAUCUCUCCAC